ACUGCGCAUGCGUCAGGCAUGGUGCGCGGAAGCGGAAGGUUGGAUGCGUCGGGUAAGCACCUCAGCAACCAGUAGCCAUGCGCGGCUUGGAGGAGCCGGGUCGUCGGCCUACAGCGACCCCGUGCGGCUGCGUGAAGCCGGCUCUGGAGACAGGGAAUCUUUUAACUGAGCCAAUCGGCUACUUGGAAUCCUGUUUCUCAGCCAAGAAUGGUACUCCAAGACAGCCAUCCAUUUGUAGCUAUUCUCGAGCCUGUUUGAGGAUUAGAAAGAGCAUCUUUAAUAAUCCUGAACAUUCCCUGAUGGGCCUAGAACAGUUUUCUCAUGUUUGGAUUUUGUUUGUUUUUCAUAAAAAUGGUCAUUUGAGCUGUAAGGCAAAGGUGCAGCCUCCUAGGCUGAAUGGUGCAAAGACUGGAGUUUUUUCCACAAGGAGCCCUCAUCGUCCCAAUGCGAUAGGACUGACCCUGGCCAAGCUGGAAAAGGUAGAAGGUGGAGCUAUAUACCUUUCUGGAAUUGACAUGAUACAUGGCACACCAGUACUAGACAUCAAGCCCUACAUAGCUGAGUAUGACUCGCCGCAAAAUGUGAUGGAGCCUUUAGCAGACUUUAAUUUACAGAAUAACCAACAUACACCAAACACUGCGUCCCAGUCUGACAGCAAGACUGACAGCUGUGACCAGCGACAGCUGUCAGUGUGUGAUGAGCCACAACCUCACCGUAGCACUAAGGAGAAACCUAAAUGUCCUGAAGACAGAACUUCAGAAGAAAACUACCUGACACACAGUGACACAGCCAGAAUUCAGCAAGCAUUCCCUAUGCACAGGGAGAUAGCAGUGGAUUUUGGUUUGGAAUCAAGACGUGAUCAGAGUUCCAGUAUGUCAGAAGAACAAAUUGGCCCAUAUGGCCCAGAGAAGAGCUUUUCAGAGAAAGGUACAGACAAGAAGCUAGAGAGAGUGGAAGGAGCAGCAGUCCUGCAAGGAAGCAGGGCAGAGACACAGCCCACGGCCUCUCACUUACCUGCUGGAAGGGCUGAUGGAGCUCCCUGCAGCGUGGUUCCUGCCUGGGUGACAGAGGCCCCUGUGGCCACUUUAGAAGUGCGGUUUACUCCUCAUGCUGAGAUGGACCUUGGGCAGCUCAGUUCACAGGGUGAAUCAGAUCCUGCUGCUGACGGGACAUUCUCCAGCAAGGAUGGAGAUGGGUGCUCAGGUCUGAGAGGCCACGCUAUCCUGAGGAAUGUUGAGAGCCGAAGGAUUCGAGGUUUCCUGAGAUCUUUGGACCAAAAAAAAAAAAAAAAGAGACCCACACAAGACCACAUGCUGCUAAACACACACGAAAAACUGGUGAACAGAAUGGCAUUCUGCCCUCUUUCCUUGCAGUGAGCUCGCUCUCAUCUAACAGCUGCUCAUUCUUCCCACGUGUCCAGCCUGGUAGAUUUGUGCUGUAGCAUGCACUGCUUCAGUCCUGAGAGACUGGCCAGAUUCCAGGGCCCUUGUACUCACUGCUUGAUGAAGCCAGAGGAAUGCCUGCAGCAGAUGAGCACAUUCCCAACCAGUGUGUAAAUGGUAAUGAAAUCACUGCAGCUUCCUGUGGGCAGUCAAACGCCAUGACCCUAACCCCAACAAGAAAAUGCUGAUGGAUAUGUUAAUAGAAAUGGAUUUUCCAGGAUGCAGAGGCCUUGCAUUUUACUCUGUCCUGGAUCAUUACCAUUAAGUUGUAGCAUUAUCUUUUCCUUUGACUUUCAGUAUCGUGAGAUUGCAUUUGCAAGAAAAGGUUUUCUUAGAUCCUCACUUGCUCAGCAAGGAAAUGGGAUGCCGUGGGAAGUUAUGAGUUCCCUGCUUGUGGUGCUGGAUAACUGAUUGGCAGGGAUGUUGUGGAGGUGGAGAGGAGGACUCCAACCCCAGGAUGCUAUCAGUCUUUAGUGCCCAUUGUCCCUAGGACGCCACCAGAGGUACGCAAUCUGAUGCGGAUUUCACAACACAGCUUCUGAGGUUAGUGAUGCAAGUUCAUUCAGGAGAAAACUGCGUGGCUGGUGAGAUGGACCCAGGCUGUUGAGGCUGCUGCUGGGGCUAGAAGGGCCUGACUCAUGCUUCACAGUCCCUGCCAGCAUUUCAGAGGGAAGCGAUGUUGUCUCUUGUUCUUCCUCCGCUCAUCCCCUAAGCUGGGUGUCUGGUCUUCAGCCCUUCUCUCUUUCAUUCCACACAACCCCCUGAGAAAUCUCAGCCACACCCCAGCCUCAACUCCCAUCUCUGUGAUAACUCCUAACUCUGUCUACAGCCUUUACCUCAUCCCUAAGCAACAGACUCAUAUAGCUAACAGUUUAUUGGACAUCUUCAUCUCAUUGUCCUACAUUUCAAACAUGAUGUAUCUUAAAUUGGGAUGUUUUCUCCUGGCUUUAGAUCUGAUGUCCCUCAUCCCCCCAGCCACCUCAUACAGAAACCUUCCUCCAUCUCCCUCUUAAGCUCACUUCUACCUUGUGUGCAAGUCCUGUAUAUUCCACUUCUAUGGUGUCUCUUUUUAUUGGCCUUUUUCAUUCUAGCUGUAUUACCACUGAUUUCAUUCCUGCCAGAGUGAGUAUACUUCAACCCAAGUGGGACUUCACCUCCCCCAGGUGGUCAUUCACCUCAAGAAAAACAAGCAUAAAACACAAAAAGACUGACAAUACCAAGUGUUGACAAGAAUAUAGAGCAAUGAGAACUCCUGUGCAUUCCUGGUGGGUGUGUAUAUGGGUAGAACAACUUUGGGAAAUUAGUAGUAUCUACUCAAGUAGAUAUAUGCAUAGCCCAUGACCCAGCAGUUCCACUCCUAGGUAUGUACACAGCAGAUUUACCCACAGAGGAGCACGUAAAGGCAUUUGCAGGAAGGUUUACAUCCCCAAACUGGAAACUGCACAAAGCUCAUCAACAAUUGCAGUGCAUCCAUACAAUGGGAUGUUAACCAGCAAUGAGCAACAACAAACCGCAUGUAUGUCUAGCAACAUGGGGGAAUCUUGCAAACAUGUGGAGUGAAAAAAACCACACACAAGAAAAUUGCAAAAACUGGUUUAUGAUGUUAGGAUGGUUAUUUUUCUUGUAUGUAAGUAGUUCCUGAAAGAGGGCCAGAGUGGAUCUCUGGAGUUUUAGUAAUAAUUUGUUGUUGUUGUUGUUGUUGUUUUAAUCUGAGUGCUAUUACACAGAUGUGGUUCAGUUUGUGAAAAAUUUUGUACUUUUCUAUACAUAUGUCACAUUUCAAUAAAAACUUUAGUAAAACACAUCCACCUAUGCAUACAAAACAAAAUCUCUUCCAUGGUUCCUCACACCCAGAGGAGAAAUUUCCAGACCCUAACAGAACACUCAUAGAUCUCCAUGACGUGACCCUGUCUGCCAGGCCUCACCCUUCCCACCAGUACUAUGUGUGCCAUGCACUAGACCAUUCUCCUUGCUGAUCUCUGUGCUACUCCCUCAGCCUGAAUCCCUCUGUCCACCUGGCUCUGUCUGAAGACGCCACCUCUGUGAGGCCUCUUCUGAUUUCUGAGACCACACAUGCUGCUUUUCUCUCUCACACACCUCUGAGCUCUCUCUGCUUGCAUGCGUUCCCUUGACUGAAGGCAGCAUGCCAUGAAAAUGCAGCCCAGGGAGAGAUUUGUGUGGUCUGAGAAAUCAGGAGAGGCCUCACAGAGGAGGUGGCGUCUUCAGACAGAGCCAGAUGGACAGAAGAAUUCCAGGCUGAAGGAAGAGCACUGAGACCUGCACAGAGAAUGUGGAGUGGGCUGGUAGAUGGCACACAUGCCCCAGGUGGGAAGGAGGUGACCUGCUAGACAGUCACAUCAUGGAGAGCAGAAGGUAAACCUCCUCGAGGUGGCAGAAAUGGUGCCCGGUUUAUCUUUGUAGACCCUCUUGGGGCCAGUGCUGUGCCUGUUUGAGAAACGAUUGAAUGUAUGCUCUAAGUUAAGCUGUAGUUCACAGUGCCAGAAAGCCAAGACGCUCAGUGUGCCUGCAAAAAAGCUUCUGCCGAGAGCCGAGUCCCUUUGGAACCAAACACAUCCUGUGGUCCUUCAUUGGCUGCUGACAACCAGGUUGAUGUAAAUGUGUUGUGCAGCAUUGUGGGUAUGUCCAAUUAGACUCAGUGAGAUGGAGCAGCCCCACUAACAUGAAUAAGCCGUGCAAAUAUGUGGUUAAUGACCAUGUCGCUCCAUGUCAAUUCUUAAUCCCGGAUAAUUAGCAGAUACAUAAUUGGUGGAAGAAGGGGAGGUGCUGAUGGAUGGCCCAUCACUUGGGUGAAGCUAAUGAUCCUCUAUGGAUUAAGACCCACCCUUUGUAAGUGUUGAUGGCUCCUAUUUGAAAUGCUCCUUUUGAAAGGGCCUAGAUCCAAGAAAAGGUGUCAGGAACCCCAGAGCCAGGCGUUGGCAUCGGGACUAAUUCCCUGGGCUGCUUCCAUGAAAGGUGGGCAGACAUGUCCCACUGCUGCCAGCCUUGUGCAGGCAGCCAGAGUCCUGGACUGCUCCUGACUUGCUGGGUAAUCCCAAGGAGGGCCUUUUUCCUCUCUUAGUCUCAUCAUUUGUCUAAUAGCAAAGAGCGGGAAGGCUGGGGUGGGUGUGCUGACUUGAGAAUCCAUUGUAGAUGAGAGUUUCCCUCACCUUCCCCUCCUUGACCACACUGGAAGUGUGUCAUUUGCUGCCAUUGAAAUGGUUUGGGUGGACUAGCUGGUCUGGAUGAUAGGGUGCGGUGGAGGGGACAUGCAGGGGUUGAAAGCAGACACCUGAGAUGGAAGCUGGUGGUACUUUAUGUGAUUUGAGGCAGGGCCAGCUAGCUGUCUACCAGGAUGGGUGCAUCUGGUACCAUGGUGUGAGACAUCACUGCACAACAAUUGCUCAGCCAGCAACUCCAUUUCCCAGGCCCCUUUGCACUGAGUCAGGUACAGUACAGUGUUUCAUGUUGUUGAUAGCUGGCAUUUGUUCCAAUUGGCUGGGUGUCCACUCUGACUGGUUGGUGCAUGUGCUGAACUACUCAAAAAGUUUUUAUUUUUUUGGUUUUAAGGAGCAAAAAGUUUAAUAGGCAAGAAAGAAGGAAGAAAGAAGAAAGCAUCUCCCCCAUACAAAGACAAGGGAGUAGGACUUGGAACAAAGAGAAACCCUGUGUGCAGCAGAAAGGCAGUCCAUUAUAUAGGGAGGCUGGAGGAAGCAGUGUCUGGUUUCAUAGGGACCAGGGGAUUGGUUUGACCACGUGUGUCAUUCACACAGCCCCUGAAAACCCUGGCCUUCCCACCUUAGCCUUUUAAUAUGCAAAUGCGAGUCGCCAUGAUGUUCUGAACACAUCUGGAGGUGGCCACUACACUUGGCACAAGUGGCGACAAGGAGAAGAUGGUGGGAAUCACCAUACAGAGUGAACCCAGUUUCUAAUGGCCAACAUUUGCAUAUCAAAGCUUGCAUGCCGGGCCCUUCAAGCCACCUUUUCUGUUAGAAAAUAGAUGGUUGGGGGCGAGGGGGUUGUUUCUUAUAACAGGAAAACUUCCACUGAGAACCUUUACCCUUACUAUCUGUCUACCUAAAAUUUCUUAAUAACUCCUGUAUUAUUCCCCCCUCAAAGAGAAGUAAACCUAAUUGCUGUUAGGGGAUGUUGGAUGAUGAAUCUUUCAAACUAGUUGAAAGUAUUUCUAACACCACUCCUAGAGGUAUGAAUCCCUAAACAAGAAAGAUAUGAUUUAGUUUUAUCCAUUUUGCAUUUUUAAUGAAUGGAAUCAUAAGGCAUGUAUUCAUCAGUGACUUUCUUUUUUAUGCUCAGAGAUUAACAUGCACUGCAAGAAAUAAUGCAUGGAGAUCCUAUGUAUCUUUUACCUAGUUUCACCCAAGAGUAGCCUCUUGUAAAACAGUAGUAUAGUAUCACAACCAGGAUAUACUUACAUAGAUCAAUAUCAGAACAUGUCCAGCACCACUCAUAUUGCCUUUUUAUGUUCACAGCCACUUCCCUCCCACCCACACCCCCUCCUUAACUCUGGGCAAUUACUAAGUUGUUCUCCAUUUCUAUAUUUUUUUCGUUUCACCAAUGAUAUAUAAAUGUUAUAUAUUGAAAUAGACUUUUUCUACUCAGCAUAAUUCCCUGAAGAUUACAGAUAAGUGUUGUAUAUAUCAACAAUUCAUUCCUUUUUAUUGCUGAGUAGUAUUUCAUGAUAUGGAUGUACCACAGUUUAACCACUGAUGUGCCAUAUUUAACCUGUUGAAGGACAUCUGUUUAUUCCCAGUAUUAUUUGUUGCUACUAUGUAAAUAAAGCUUCUAUAAAUGUU
Messenger RNA from Cercocebus atys (sooty mangabey), 6253 nucleotides. It is a transcript of the gene TRMO, whose product is annotated as chromosome unknown open reading frame, human C9orf156. Lineage: Eukaryota; Metazoa; Chordata; Mammalia; Primates; Cercopithecidae. The record is from RefSeq and is a predicted model, not a curated record. The transcript has 6 exons. The coding region runs from base 78 to 1376 and encodes 432 amino acids.